AUGAAAAUUCUUUAUUGGUUUUCUAUCUGCGCGGCCAAUGCGGCUGAUAUCGUCAAGGGAAACGACGGACGAGUCGUCAGUAGAAUCAACAAAUAUGGAGCUUUCAGAAAAAACGUUGGCGCGAAAAAACCAGACGUGGAACCGACAGUAGACUACAUGGCGAUGCACAAUCCAGGUCUGGCCGAAGAAUUGGCCAAAAUUAUGGACAGCGCGAACGCCAACGACGCCGAGUACAUGGCCAAGAAAAGGGCCAAGGAAGCGAAAAGAAAGCCGCCGAAGCAGCUCUUAGGCGCGCCAGGGAAAGGAGCCGGUCCAAAGCGCGGGCCGCCGAUGAAACGUCCGGGCGUGAAUCUCAAGUCGGCAGGAGGCGGCGGCGGCGGCGGCGGAAUGACAGACCAGGAACGACGCCGCGAGGAGCAGCGCAUCAGAGACGAGAUGGAGAAGAGCAAGGCGGACGCCGAGUUCCAGGUGGUCAAAGGCUACGCAAUCAAGGGCGCCAUUGGCAUCGGCGUCAUCGCAGCGUUGAUGAUCGUCGUGACCAAAAUCCGAACGGCGAUGGAGGAAAAAGCCAAGCAGCAAAAACUCGCGGAGGAGCGCGCCGCCGCUGCUGCUGAAAAAGUGAAGCCGGCCGAACCCACUCCAGCGGAUCUGAAAGCGCUAGAAGACGAAGAAGGGGCGAAAAAAGAAGCUGAGCGGGAGAAAAUCUACGACUCGAUCGAUUCCGACGACCAAAAGAAGAUUGACGAACUCUACGAGAAAAAGCCGAUUUCUUCGUAA
Messenger RNA from Oikopleura dioica, 777 nucleotides. NCBI's taxonomy places the organism in Eukaryota, Metazoa, Chordata, Appendicularia, Copelata, Oikopleuridae. The record is from the annotation of a GenBank genome assembly.